Molecule: messenger RNA, 5978 nt
Organism: Diceros bicornis minor
Lineage: Eukaryota; Metazoa; Chordata; Mammalia; Perissodactyla; Rhinocerotidae
Gene: PATJ
Product: PATJ crumbs cell polarity complex component
Exons: 45
Coding region: 83-5815 (1910 amino acids)
Molecular function (GO): protein binding
Source: RefSeq, a predicted model, not a curated record
GCCCAGGUGACUGGGGCCGCCGCCGCCGCCGCCGCCCGCCGGACCAGGUUUCUUUACAAGUAGUUGAAGACAGUAAUUCAAAAUGCCUGAAAAUCCUGCUACAGAUAAACUGCAGGUCCUGCAGGUUCUCGAUCGCCUGACAACGAAGUUGCAGGAGAAGGGCGACACAUCGCAGAACGAGCAGCUGUCUGUGUUUUAUGAGACACUGAGGAGUCCUGCCUUCAACCAGAUACUCACGCUUCAGCAGUCCAUCAAGCAGCUGAAGGGGCAGCUCAGCCAUAUACCCUCAGAUUGUUCAGCCAACUUUGAUUUUUCUAGGAAAGGUUUAUUAGUGUUCACGGAUGGUGCCAUUACGAACGGGAAUGCCCACAGGUCCUCUAAUAACUUGACUGUGUCUGGGUUAUUUCCUUGGACCCCUAAGUCAGGAAAUGAAGACUUUAACUCAAUUAUUCAGCAGAUGGCUCAGGGCCGGCAAGUCGAGUACAUCGAGAUAGAACGGCCCUCCGAGGGAGGCCUGGGGUUCAGUGUGGUGGCCGUGAGGAGUCAGCCUCUGGCAGCAGUGGACAUCUUUGUGAAGGAGGUGCAGCCGGGGAGUGUGGUGGACAGGGAUCAAAGGUUAAAGGAAAAUGACCAAAUAUUGGCUAUUAAUCACACACCACUGGACCAGAGCAUUUCUCACCAGCAGGCAAUCGCAUUAUUACAGCAAACCACUGGACCUUUGCGUCUGGUCGUGGCGAGGGAGCCAGUCCACACAAAAAGUGGUACUUCCACCAGCCUACCCGAUACAACCCUGCCGGGAACGGUUCGCUGGGGCCAUAUUGAAGAUGUUGAGCUCAUUAAUGACGGCUCUGGAUUAGGUUUUGGAAUAGUUGGAGGAAAAUCAAGUGGUGUGGUCGUGAGGACUAUAGUUCCUGGAGGAUUAGCAGAUCGAGAUGGAAGACUCCAGACAGGGGACCACAUCCUGAAGAUUGGCGGCACUGACGUGCAGGGCAUGACGAGUGAGCAGGUUGCACAAGUGCUCAGGAAUUGUGGGGACUCGGUCAGAAUGCUUGUUGCCAGAGACCCAGUCGAUGAAGUCUUUGUAACCCCUCCCAUCCCUGCCACCUCGCCUGUUGCCCUGUCUGCCGUCGCCAACAGCAGUCCGAGCUCUGACAAUUCUACUCUUUUUGAAACUUAUAAUGUUGAACUCAUUAAAAAAGAUGGACAGAGUCUUGGAAUUAGAAUUGUUGGCUAUGUUGGAACCCCAAAUACAGGGGAAGCCUCAGGGAUUUAUGUGAAAAGUAUCAUACCUGGCAGCGCAGCGUACCACAAUGGCCAGAUUCAAGUGAACGACAGAAUAGUGGCUGUCGACGGUAUGAAUAUUCAGGGUUUUGCCAACCAGGAUGUCGUCGAGGUGUUACGAAGUGCAGGGCAGGUGGUGCGUCUGACUCUAGCUCGAAGGAAGACGCCCUGGUCUGCUGCUCCACGUGAGUGGCCCUCAGACAGAGGAGCUGUUUUAGAACCACCGAAAACACCAGCCCUCUUUCUCUCUGGAGCAGUGGAAACGGAAACUAAUUUGGACGGUGAAGAUGAGGAAACUGAAGAGAGAAUAGGUAAUCUAAGAAAUGACAACGUACAAGCCUUAAAGAGAUGGGAAAGAGUCCCAGACUUGCCAGAAAAUGAGCUGAAAUCCAGAUGGGAAAACCUAUUGGGCCCUGAUUAUGAAGUAAUGGUUGCUACCUUGGACACACAGAUUGCAGAUGAUGCUGAGUUACAGAAAUAUUCAAAGCUGCUGCCCAUCCACACCUUGAGGCUUGGCAUGGAAGUGGAUUCCUUUGAUGGACACCAUUACAUCUCUUCGAUUGCGCCAGGUGGUCCUGUUGAUACGCUGAACCUCCUACAGCCAGAGGAUGAGCUUCUCGAGGUCAACGGUGUGCAGCUCUACGGGAAAUCUCGCCGAGAAGCAGUCUCCUUCCUUAAAGAAGUGCCGCCCCCCUUUGUCUUGGUCUGCUGUCGGCGGCUGUUUGACGAUGAAGCCUCUGUGGAUGAACCGAGGGCCCCCGAAGCCUCUCCUCCCAAGACGCAGGCUGACCACAAUAUAGACGUGAAUCUUGAAGACGACGAUGACGGGGAAUUAGCACUGUGGUCUCCUGAAGUCAAGAUUGUGGAACUAGUAAAAGAUCAUAAAGGCUUGGGAUUCAGCAUUCUGGAUUACCAGGACCCCUUGGAUCCCACGAGAUCAGUGAUUGUGAUCCGCUCCCUGGUGGUGGACGGCGUCGCAGACAGAGGUGGGGAACUACUGCCUGGAGACCGCCUGGUCUCGGUCAACGAACACAGUUUGGACAACAGCACCCUUGCUGAAGCUGUGGAGGUGUUGAAAGCUGUGCCGCCAGGCACGGUGCGCCUUGGCAUCUGUAAGCCUUUGGUGGAAGAUGAUAAAGAGGAAGAAAGUCAUUAUAUUUUACAGUCAAACAAUCAUGAAGACGAGACUGAUAUUUCAGGAACAAUUCAUGAUAUAAAUUCAUCUUUAAUACUUGAAGCACCCAAGGGAUUUAGAGAUGAGCCCUAUUUUAAAGAAGAACUUGUGGACGAACCAUUUCUAGAUUUGGGAAAGUCUUUCCAGUCCCAACAGAAAGAGAUCGACAACAGCAAGGAGGCCUGGGAAAUGCAGGAAUUUCUGACUCCUGGACUGCAGGAAAUGGGUGAGGAGAGGGAAAUGCUUGUAGAUGACCAGUACGAGCUGUAUCAGGCUGGCCGUCAGUCCGUGGAGUCGUAUUCCUCGCCGCACGUCCAGGAGGCCGCUCCGGUUCCGGCGGUGGAGGAGCUUCACUUCGGUGCGCAGUGGUUACUUGAUGGUGAGCCUCCUGAGCCUCGAGAAGCAAGGUCUGCGAUGAGCAUGUACUCCCAGGAGGCGCAGCAGUGUGGCUGUGGCACCGAAGACCUGAUGAAAGAAAAUUUUGGCAUCGAUUCCCCACCCUCCAUGCCCUCAACUGAAGGGAGCAGUCAACAAGGCAGAUUUGAUGGUCUGGAAAAUCUUAAUUCAUUAACAAAAAGCAGUCUGGAUUUAGGCAUGGUGAUUCCGAAGGAUGUCCAGGGUCCUAGCUUGCUCCUUGAACUUCCUGCUGUGGCUCAAAGAAGGGAUCAGGAAGAUCUGCCUUUAUACCAACUCCCCGGGACCCGAGGUGUUUCCAAGGCCUCAGUGUACACAGGAAUGUUAUCUUCUAGAUAUGCCACUGAUACAUGUGAGUUACCUGAGAGAGAAGAAGGUGAAGGAGAAGAAACGCCAAACUUCAGCCACUGGGGUCCACCAAGAAUUGUUGAGAUUUUCAGAGAACCCAACGUGUCUCUUGGUAUUAGUAUUGUCGGUGGACAAACCGUUAUAAAACGCCUGAAGAAUGGAGAGGAGCUUAAAGGAAUAUUUAUCAAGCAAGUUCUAGAAGACAGCCCGGCAGGGAAAACAAACGCUCUUAAAACUGGAGAUAAAAUACUUGAGGUGUCUGGAGUAGAUUUGCAGAAUGCCUCGCACAGAGAAGCAGUCGAGGCCAUUAAGAAUGCAGGAAACCCUGUGGUGUUCGUCGUUCAGAGCUUGUCAUCCACUCCGAGAGUCAUUCCUAGUGUGCAUAACAAGGCCAACAAAAUCGCUAAUAACCAGGACCAGGACACCCAAGACAAAAAAGAAAAGAGGCGAGGAACUGCCCCACCUCCAAUGAAGCUGCCGCCUCCUUAUAAAGCUCCAUGUGGUGACAGCGAUGGAGAGGAAGAUGAAGACGCAUUUACCAACAAAAAAAUCAGACAAAGAUAUGCAGACCUGCCUGGAGAAUUGCACAUUAUUGAACUUGAAAAGGAUAAGAAUGGACUUGGACUCAGCCUUGCUGGUAAUAGAGACAGGUCACGCCUGAGCAUCUUUGUGGUGGGAAUUAACCCAGAAGGACCUGCUGCCACGGACGGACGAAUGCGUAUUGGAGAUGAACUCUUAGAGAUAAACAAUCAGAUCCUGUAUGGAAGAAGUCACCAAAAUGCAUCUGCCAUUAUUAAGACUGCCCCGUCGAAGGUCAAGCUGGUUUUCAUCAGAAAUGAAGAUGCGGUCCACCAGAUGGCUGUUACUCCCUUUCCGUUACCGUCCACUCCUCCAUCUUCUGUUGAGGGUCAGAGCUGCACCGAGCCUGUUAGUGGUGAGGAAGACGGCAGUCUCAAAGUUGGUGUUAAACAGUUGCCUGAAAGUGGAAGCUCCAACCUGGAAGACAUCUCCCAGGUGGUCGGUCAAGGAGUGGUGGCAGGUCAGCAGAAGGUGCUGGAGUGCCCAGCUGACGAGGCUGUCAGUCAGAUGAAACAGCAAAAGUAUUCGACGCAAGUCUCCUUCGGUUCACAAGACAUGCCUUUAGCACCAGCGCCAUCGUACCAUUCCACAGACGCCGACUUCCCAGGCUAUGGCAGUUUCCAGGCUCCUCUGUCAGUGGACCCUGCCACGUGUCCCAUUGUCCCCGGCCAGGAGAUGAUUAUAGAAAUAUCCAAGGGACGUUCAGGGCUGGGUCUCAGCAUCGUGGGAGGAAAAGACACCCCCUUGGAUGCUAUCGUGAUACACGAAGUCUACGAGGAAGGAGCAGCGGCCAGAGACGGACGACUGUGGGCGGGCGACCAGAUACUGGAGGUUAACGGGGUGGACCUGAGGAGUGCCAGCCACGAGGAAGCCAUCACAGCCCUGAGGCAGACCCCCCAGCAGGUACGGCUGGUGGUGUACAGAGACGAGGCACACUACAGGGAUGAGGAGAACUUGGAGAUUUUCCCUGUGGAUCUGCAGAAGAAGGCUGGCCGAGGACUGGGCCUGAGCAUCGUCGGGAAACGAAGUGGAAACGGAGUGUUUAUUUCUGACAUCGUGAAAGGUGGAGCUGCAGCCCUGGACGGGAGGUUGAUUCAGGGAGACCAGAUCCUAUCUGUGAAUGGGGAGGACAUGAGAAGUGCCUCACAGGAGACAGUGGCCACUGUCCUCAAGUGUGCACAGGGGCUUGUGCAGCUAGAGAUUGGAAGACUCCGAGCUGGCUCCUGGACCUCCUCGAGGAAGACAUCACAGAUCAGUCAGGGGGCUCAGCACAGCACGCACAGCAGCUGUCACCCGUCCCUGGCUCCUGUCCUCACCAGCCUGCAAGGCCUGGUUGGCACGAAAAGAGCCUCUGAUCCUCCCCCCCAGGACUCAGGCGCAGAUACGGGACCCAGGACCGUUGAGAUAAUCAGGGAGCUCAGUGAUGCCCUGGGAAUCAGCAUUGCUGGAGGAAAAGGCAGUCCCUUGGGAGACAUCCCAAUAUUCAUUGCCAUGAUUCAGGCCAGCGGUGUAGCUGCGCGUACACAGAAGCUAAAGGUUGGAGAUCGGAUUGUCAGCAUUAAUGGGCAGCCUUUGGAUGGGCUGUCGCAUGCGGAUGUGGUUGGUCUGCUGAAGAACGCCUACGGGCGCGUUAUCCUGCAGGUUGUAGCAGAUACCAAUAUAAGCGCCAUAGCAACUCAACUUGAAAAUAUAUCCACAGGCUACCACCUCAGCUCACCCAGUGCUGAGCAGCAUCCGGAAGACACAGAAACACCUCCACCUAAGAUUAUUACUUUGGAGAAAGGCUCUGAAGGAUUGGGGUUUAGUAUUGUAGGGGGUUAUGGAAGUCCCCAUGGAGACCUGCCAAUUUAUGUCAAGACUAUAUUUGCAAAGGGAGCAGCUGCAGACGACGGCCAGCUGAAGCGGGGUGAUCAGGUUUUAGCUGUUAAUGGCGAGACUCUGGAAGGUGUAACUCAUGAGCAAGCGGUGGCCAUUCUAAAACGCCAGAGAGGGACUGUGAUCUUAACUGUGCUGUCGUGAGUCCGGGGUCCCGAUCACGAGGUAGAUGAUGUUGUAGACUAGCCCUAGGAGGAUGAAGUUCUGAACGAGGACGAAAAGCAGCCUCAGCUCAAGUCCACCUUCCUUGUUACCGUCCUUCCUCUCUCCUCAGGAGGGAUGGCUGAGGUUUCACGUAAAUUUCCCA